AUGCGCUUCUAUCCGACAUUGGCUUCCGUGGCCUAUCUUGCCUCUGGCGUUCAAGCGCAUUUGCCCCACUACAACUAUGCGCGAAACGCCAACGCUUUGACCGUCUCCCUAGAACCUGUAUCUGGGCAGUCAGCUCAGGUCAAGGUCACUUUAAAGAACGACGGACCUACUGAUCUGAGUCUCCUCAAGAUUGGAAAUGAGUUACCGUUCAUGGGCAUCGAGUUGAGCCUAUACUACGAUGGACUUAAGACCAACCACUUUGAGACGCUUAAAACCGGGUCCUCCAUCUUUCGAGUUGUUGACUUGUCCACCAUGUACGACUUGGAGCCUGGUACAUACUCUGCAUAUGCAGAGGGUAGUCUUCCCGUCGGGUCUGAGGAGUCCAGCAAGCCGCUUCCCGCUUCCUUCAAGUCCAAGGCUCUCUCUAUCAAGGUUACCAAAGCGUCAUCAGCCGAGGCAAAGCAAAAAGCAUCGAAGCGUACCAUUCUCCAGGGUGACUCAUGCACCGCUGAGAAGCUCGAGCUCACUGCAAAUGGCGUCAAGAACUGUGAAACUCUUUCUCGAGCCGCAGCGAAGGAUGCAUCCGACAUUCACUCCGCGAGGUUCGUCGAGUACUUCAAGUCAAACGAGACCAAGGCUCGCGAACACGUCACAGGCCGACUUCUUGCCGUCGCCGAAGAGUGUUCUACUUCUAACAGUGGCAACACACGAGUCUUUUGCAGAGAUGAGAUUGGAUACUGUGAGAGCGAUGGCCCCUUGAUCGCUUACACGACCUGGGUCAACGGCUAUGUCACCAUGUGCCCGCUAUUCUACGAUACGCUGCCUCCUCUACCACUAAAGUGCCAUAAGCAAGACCACGCCACUACGACUAUUCACGAGAUGACGCAUGCUAGAGCCGUGUAUGAGCAGGAGGUUUCGACUCAGGAUUAUGCCUAUGGCUAUGAGAACUCUACUGCUUUAGAUCCUCUGUCUUGUCUUUACAACGCUGAUUCUUAUUCUCUUUACGCCAACGGUAUGUUCCUUAUGCUCCACGGCCCUGUUAAUAAAUUUGGUGAUCUGACAGUCCUCAAGCGGUUUAUCUGGAUUGUUGAUAGUGUCUGA
Fusarium subglutinans is the source of this 1101-nucleotide messenger RNA. RefSeq lists its product as uncharacterized. Gene Ontology annotation, molecular function: metalloendopeptidase activity. The coding region runs from base 1 to 1101 and encodes 366 amino acids. Gene Ontology annotation, biological process: proteolysis. The transcript is spliced from 2 exons. NCBI's taxonomy places the organism in Eukaryota, Fungi, Ascomycota, Sordariomycetes, Hypocreales, Nectriaceae. The record is from RefSeq and is a predicted model, not a curated record.